This is a messenger RNA of Ostrea edulis (European flat oyster), 2781 nucleotides long. RefSeq names its product sodium-dependent serotonin transporter-like. Gene Ontology annotation, biological process: sodium ion transmembrane transport. The coding region runs from base 113 to 1945 and encodes 610 amino acids. Lineage: Eukaryota; Metazoa; Mollusca; Bivalvia; Ostreida; Ostreidae. The record is from RefSeq and is a predicted model, not a curated record. The transcript has 14 exons. Gene Ontology annotation, cellular component: membrane.
AUUAUCAGAUUCAUAAAAGCCUUUCAAUUGCCACGGCAAAGCAGAAGGACUGUGAAACCUUUGCUGUUACGGCGCACAUUCUCUCGAGCACCGAUAUCUAUUUUUAUCUUGAAUGGCAGAAAAGAUCAUGGAGGCCGCUUCGAAUGGACCAAGAUUAUCAAAAUGGAAUAUCAUUCAAUAUGGCAUGAUUUGCUGCUAUUCAAUAGGUUUACAUGCCAGCAUCUCGCUUCCGUUCUAUCUGGUGAAAUACUCAGUGACGUAUCUGCUGGCCUAUUACAUCAUGUUACUGUCAUUCUGCGUGCCCAUCUGCUACGUUCAGAUGAAACUUGGUGCUAUCUACCGACAAAACAUUUUUGGCAUUUUCAGUCUGCUGGUCCCUAUCUUGAAAGGUUGUGCUAUAGCUAUUCUCCUCCUUUCCUACAUCAGGUGCUUGACCGGAAGUCUUGAGCUUAGUUAUUGUUUAUACUAUGCCUUUGUAUCCUUCGUAUUCCCGUACGACGAGACCACGCAUCCGAACCACAGGGAAAUGUCUGGUCACCAAAUACCGAUAGUGUUUUUCAAAGAAAAUUUCCUGCAAAUUUCCGAUCGCCUGUCGGAUGGAGGAUAUCUAGUGUGGUACAUAGCUCUGACGCUACUGGUCACGUGGUUUAUUGUAUUCCUAUUCACUGUAAAAGAACCUUCGUUCAUAAGCAAGCUUGCUUGUGUGAUAUCGCCAGUCGCGCUGUCGCUGUUACUGGUAGCUCUCGUGUAUGGCUGGGCGGUUCCUCUUCCUACUGCACCCUCUGAGAAGUACAGCAGAAUGGAGUUCGUUAACGGGACUUGGACAUACCACGAAAGAGAUGUCAACGAAGAAGAAAAAGAGAAGGAUGUUUUUACCUGGAAUAUCUCUCUCAGUAAACUUUAUUCACCACAGCCUUGGAUGGAUGCCCUGCUUCUUCAUAUCUAUUCCUUGGGGCUGUGGUCCGGAAUCAUCCCAACCCUAGGUUCCCAUCUCUACAACAACAAAAACACUAUCCUAAGCGCCAACGUUAUCUUGCUGGUUGUGUACGGGUUUCUGCCAGUGGUGUUUGGUUUUGCAUUCAUCCCGUAUAUUUCAAGUAACUCAAGUUAUGGCAUGUUUCAGUUUGGGGAGCGUCUAAAACCAGGCCUCGAUCUCCUUCUCCUUGGGAUGUUUGGUAAAAUUCGCCAUGCACCAGGUAUUGCGCUGUGUUUGUAUCUUGGCAUCUAUCUCUUUGGAAUGCUUCACGUGGUCUUGCAUCUUGUAGUUGUGUGGGACGCUCUUUUAACUUCGCUCCCUACCUGUCUCCUGCAGUUCUUUCGUCGGAGGUCCGUAUUGGUGGCCAUGUUAUGUUUUCUCUCCUUCAUGUUAUGCAUUCCGUAUUGUUUUCAGAGUGGUGUGUACCUCUAUAUGCUGGUCAAUAGUUACCUCGAUCGUCUCAUCUUCACGGUUGUCAUCGUCAGCAUCGUUCCAUCAGUCAUCGGAUACAUCAAACAAAACCUGAUGUAUCUACUUCUGGAGCGUGCUCUGAUGAGCCUUUGGUAUGGCCUGUCCUCCUUAAUCAUAGCGGCUAUGCUGAUUUACUAUUUCGCUGUUUACGUGUACCCGUUCCCUGCCACCAUUAAUGACCCACAAGCAGAGAGUGCUGCGUCCGAUGACGGACAGUGUCUAGGGUGGUUCAUUGCCAUCGGUCCAGUCGUCUUAGGUUUCAUUGUCGGAGCGUUCCAUGCUGUCUACACCGAAAAAGGAUCUUUCAAAGAACGGUGCAUACGGGCGUUAAAAUCGGACAGUUUACAAACCACAGAAAGCAGCUGCGAGAAUGACGUGUCUGAUCAAACACCGCAGACUACAACUACAAAAUCUAAUAGUGACGGCACAUUGUCCAAAAUAGACACAGAAGUUGUGCUGAAUACAUCAGAAAUGUCUUCUCGUUUAGCUAAAGUUUAAAAAAGUAACUCGCAUAUGUAUAUCCAUUGUAGUCGUUGUCGACAUUGAAGCUCUUUCUCGCUCUUGGUGUUCACUUCCUUGGUACUGCAUACAUUAAUUAAGUUCAUCUUCAUUCGCUGAACAGAUUCCUUUUCAUGGAGGGUUUGUGCUUAAUUAUGUGAUUACACUCCAACUCAUUGUAAUACCAACAUCUAGCUAUAUAUAUAGAUCAGAACUUUUCGUAAGAGAAUCAAGUGUAAAUUCUCUCUCCAGAGGGCGCGUUACGCAAGUAGCGCACGGAACUCUGGGUAGAGAAUGGUGUAAACCCUUGGGUAUAAGCCAGUCGUGAUAGAGAGUGAAUCAAAUUGCCUAUUUUAUCUUAGCACGGGUGUGACCGUGUAGCAUCAGGCAGGACUAAUGACAGGCAGACAUCCCAUUGACCGAAAUGCAGCAAGUCAGGAGUCAGUGACAAUGGUUGUAUCUAUUCUAAAGAGAUAGUAUUUAGAUACCAUUAUGGUGGAAAAAUUUAUCUCAACCCAAUAAUCUUAUUCCUUUCUAAUAUGAUUUACAAAGAUAUUUGAAUGAUGCUUUUCAACUUUGAAAUGAAUGUAUGUUUGUCAAAAGUUACGCUAGGAGCCAAUUUGUACAGCACAUUCCAAGAAGCAAAAAUCCAGGGGAGAUUAUAAUCGGUUUAAAUUCGAAAGUACUUCCAGAUAAAUGCAUAAUUUGUUUUUUAUUUUAUUAUUAUUAUUUACGGAAAAUGACUUGUAUGAGUCCCAGUCGCAGGUUGUACGGGUACUGGUUAAACGAUUGGAACGAUAGUGUAUGUAUAUAUAAUAAAAAUUCUUUACAUUUAA